Messenger RNA from Chelonoidis abingdonii (Abingdon island giant tortoise), 877 nucleotides. NCBI's taxonomy places the organism in Eukaryota, Metazoa, Chordata, Testudines, Testudinidae. The record is from RefSeq and is a predicted model, not a curated record.
CUUGUGAGAAGGCAGGAGGAGACCUUGAGAGGGCAGACGCUUGGACUUCAGUUUGCCAGCAGGCUGCUUGGCUGGAUAUUGCCUGGGCAGGCACUGCGUAAGCUGACGGGAUCAGAGAAAGCAAGUCAGAAUCUCUGCUCCACCACAGCCAGUUCUGGAGAUAUCCCUGGUGGUGUUCUGCUGAAGCACGCUCGGGCUGUCUGGUUCAUCUUGCCUCUUUCUCUGCUGACAUGAAGGUUUUUUUUGUGGGACUGGUCACUCUCUUGUGCUUUUCAGGAGCGGAGGCUCUGCGCUGCAAUGUCUGCAAACGCAAGUUUCUCCUCUUUGGAUGCGUCCAGGGAUCAGGUGAAACGACAUGUGGAUGGAGGGAGAGAUGUGUGAACAUUAAAGCUUCUCUUGGGAAAUUACCUCUCUACUACCAGCUGAACUGCACCUCGGUGCAAAAUUGUGGCAAGGUGAGGGUAUCCGAUGAAUCUCACCUUAUUUAUGACUACACCUGCUGCAACACUGAUUUCUGCAAUUGAGCUGGAGGGAAGGAAGGUGUGUGGGGGGCGGUCAGUGUCAGUGAAUCAGUUCUGCUCUUAUAUUUGCUAUCUCUCUUCUUCUGCUGUGCAGGGAAGGGGAAUGGAUCAUGAACCUCUUUUUCUGUUUCUUUUAAAUCCAGAUUACUAUUUUUUUAAAGAUUCAGAUAUAUUUCCAUUCUGCCAGGAAAACAUCUGCUUUCCUGUUGUCUUUAAAGCAGGGAUCAUGUCUCAGAGUGACGAGGCUUGAGGUAAAAUGCUCCAAAGUGUCAAUGUCACAAGCCUAACAUGGAGUAUUGGAAACUGUGUUCAAAAUGGCAUGCUGCCACUUUAUGUGUGAGGGGGUUGCCUGGCCC